This is a messenger RNA of Aspergillus fischeri NRRL 181, 750 nucleotides long. Its product is annotated as ureidoglycolate hydrolase. The record is from RefSeq and is a predicted model, not a curated record. Gene Ontology annotation, molecular function: ureidoglycolate lyase activity; ureidoglycolate hydrolase activity. The transcript has a single exon. NCBI's taxonomy places the organism in Eukaryota, Fungi, Ascomycota, Eurotiomycetes, Eurotiales, Aspergillaceae. The coding region runs from base 1 to 750 and encodes 249 amino acids. Gene Ontology annotation, biological process: allantoin catabolic process.
AUGACGCCCAUCCUCACCUCCAGCCCGACUCUCCGCAUCACCCCCGAACCCUUCACCAAAGAGGCCUUCGCGCCCUUCGGCACCGCCAUCAGCUGUCCUCUCCCACGCGAUCUCUCCUCUGCGCCUCCUCUCUCCUCGCUCCCUCCUCAUGAUCCCGCUCCAGUCAGUGCAAAUCAAUCCUCCGCCCUCAAGUACAGCCCCAUCUCCCCGCUGCUCGACCACUACGCGCAAUGUCCCAGCGCCCAGCCCUCUUCCGCCCGCAUGAGCAUGUUCUCGUGCUUCCCACGCAAACUGCGCACCGCCAAAGCAACAGGAGGGGAGGCUAGCGUCUUCGACGUCCGCAUCCUGGAGCGACACCCCUUCACCACGCAGACAUUCACACCUCUUGACCUAUCCAGCCAGACCCGCGCAGGCGAUGCAGAGGAACCAUUCUACCUGGUUAUCGUGGCGCCGACGUUGAAGGGCCAGACGGCAACGGCGACUACGCCUUCGGGGGACACCGUGACGAUCAGGGAUCCGCCCGACUUGAACAAUAUGCGGGCAUUUGUGGCGCGGGGUGGGCAGGCGGUGACGUAUGGGGUUGGGACGUGGCAUGCGCCGAUGGUGGUGCUGGGUCCCAGGCGGGUGGAUUUUGUGGUUGUGCAGUUUGUCAAUGGAGUGGAUGAUGAGGAUGUGCAGGAGGCUGCGUUUGGGGAGGGGAUUGUGGUUGAUUUGGGGAGGAGUCGGACGUCGGGUGCUUCCAAGCUCUGA